AUGCAAAAGCCGUUCACAGAGUACAGUUUGAAGAAGGGCAAUGUCAUUGCUUUUCAUGGACAACGCUCCUACAUGACCAUGAUAAGCAAGGUAAAAUUGUCAACUUGUUUUUUGUUUGGAUUCUUAUAGAUUUUGGUGUUUUUAGCAUGAAUUGCAAUUUUAAAAUUUGAGUCGUAUAGUACCUUGUUUUAGAGUGACUUCUUUUUGAAUGGCCAGUGGUUUACGUCAGUCGAGCAUUAUUAUCAGGUGAGCUAUAUUGUUUUAGUUUGGUUCUGUUCUUUAUGAUAAUUUAAGUUGUAAUUUUAUAGGUAAUAAGAUAAAUGGGUUUCAGUACUUUUGUUUGUAAUGUUUUUGUGUCUUUCUGACGUUUGUUUUUAAUUAUAUUGUUUUAGUUCACGAAGCUGUGCGAAUUGUUGGACAGAAGAGCAGCGAGUUCUUUGAAAUUGGAAAAAGUCGACCCGCAUAUGAUCAGGUUGAAAGUGCGAAGUUUUGUAAAGUCGAGAAGGGUUGGACAACCUCAGAUUGACGAAUGGAAGAAUCGUCGUGCUCCCGCUGUUCUUUACGAUGCCAUCAAAGCUAAGUUUGAUCAGAACCCGCUUUUGAGGAAAAAGUUGAUGGAAACGGACAGGAAAGUGCUGGUCAAUACCUACAACGGGGACAGGUUUUUUACUUCCGGUUCUUCACAAUUUGUUUUCAUGCGGUGGUUGGAGACUCAGAACAAGUUGAUUCAGAUGCCAACCAAUCUUCAGUGCUUCAGUAGCAUAGAGUUUCCGAUUAUUCACCAAGGGCACAAUGUUCUAGGGUUUUUAAUGAUGGAGGUAAGGGUUUUUGAUUAUCUUUAGGUUUAUCUUAACGUUUUGUCGUUACUUGGUAUUUUUUCUUUUGUUUUAUAGCAAUAUCAGCAAUUGCCAAUGGUAAAAUGUUUAAGUUGGUUUUGAUUUUCACUAAGGAACAAAUUAAAUUUACUCUUGUUUCUGCGUCAUAAUACCUUGUUUUUAAACCUUAAGAGGAAUUUAAAGUAAGCUAUUACUUCUAUUUUCAGUUACGGGAUACGUAUCUCCGUCAGAUGGUGAACAGUUUGGUUCCCGUGCCACCUCCCCCGACGUUUGCUCCGCCUGUGUCGUAUGCUGGAGUUCAAAACAUGAGUAAUCCUGUCAAUCUGCGAAGACCGUAUUCAGUGAAGGUUCAACCUAUUGCGCUAAUCAAGCCUUCUGUGUACCUACAUACAUCAACGUACAAUUCUACAACGCUGAAAGCCCCGUAUGUGUCGUCUUUACAAAGUAAGCAAAGUACACAGUACGGUCAGAAUCCAGCGUAUGGCCAAACUACUGUACAAUAUGGACAACUUGCUCAACAGAAUCUUCAAUGUGGUGGCAGUUAUCAGUAUGGACAGAAUCCACAGUACGGUCAGAAUCAACGAGAGUCACCGUACGUACCGACGUCGCAGUACGGGCAGAAUGAACAGUAUGCUCCCACCCAACCCACAGUUCCUUAUCAACCAUAUCCAGUAAAGCAGCAGUAUACACCAACCUUUCCGGCUUUGUACAACCCUCCUGAGUAUCCAACAUUCAGUGGAGCUUAUAACUCUUUUAUGGCGUCUACUUAUUCUGUCACUGCUCCAGUGGAGCCUACUGGACCUAUGUUUAGUCGGUCGGCUCAGAAUCCGGCUAAAAAUUCAGUUUCGUUUAGCUAUGCUCGGUCCUAA
Bursaphelenchus okinawaensis is the source of this 1705-nucleotide messenger RNA. NCBI's taxonomy places the organism in Eukaryota, Metazoa, Nematoda, Chromadorea, Rhabditida, Aphelenchoididae. The record is from the annotation of a GenBank genome assembly.